AUGCGGACAGUCACUACUGCGAGGCACUUCAUUGAUGCAGCUCACCAAUCAGCGUCCCAAUACAAGUCAACUCGAGAGGCAUUGAGAAAGGCCCGUUUAGAGGAACAGCGGGCACAUGAACGAGAAAAAAAGAAACGUGAGAAAGAAUUCGAGAGAGCAAAGGCCAAAGAAAAAACUGCUGAAGAUCGGAAACGCAAGAAAGCUGAGAAGGAUGCAGCAAAGGCUGCAACGGCUGCUGCAGAAGCAGAGAGGAAAGCAAAUGAAAAUGAACGUGAGGAUUCCACAGCAGCAAGGAGACGUGGAAAAGGAAGUGCAGAGUUGACGAAUGAAGAUCUUCCGAUCCUUGUGAACCGGUAUGGACAGGAAGUGCCAGUUGUGGAUACAAUGGAAAAAAUUUGCGCCAGCAGCCUGACUUGUGAUCCUGUUAUUUGGAGGGCCAGACGGCUCCCUCUGAAGAAGAUCUUGGAGUCAAGUGGGCUCUCCAGCAAGAAUGCAACCAAUGCAAACAUGAUGCUGCAAGCGGAAUUGAAAGGCUUCAUCUCAGAGUCCGCUGAACGGUUCGAGAAUGACCCAGCGAAAUCAAAGUGCACAAAGUGCUGCUCUGACCAAGCACAAGCCAUCAAUGAAGCUCUGACCUUUGAAUAUGCAAUCAGACAAGCGUGGGAUGAGGCGGCCAAUGAUAGUGAGGCAAUCCAAGCAAGAGAGCCUUGUUUGGUUGUUGAGCGGCCUGAACUACAACAGGCCAUGGACCGUAUAGUUGCCGAAACUGAGAUCAAGGCCGCCAAGGCCCAAGCAGAUGGCAAUCCUCCGGAUCCUUGUGCAGUUGCACAUGCAAGCGCUUCCCGUCAAGAGGCAACAUCAUUCUCAAAGCUGCACAUGCUGGCAUUCAGGAAGGGGUCUACCUUUAGCGGCGUGAUGCCAGGCCUGUUCCCACACUUGAUCUUCCAGUCUGAGGGCAACCGUGCAAUGGCUCUCGUAGCCAUUGCUGAGGUUGUUGCAAUGAUGAAGGACCAGGAACCUGAUGACUCAUGUGAUGGAUGGAAUCUCUUCCUGAAGGCUGUGAAGUUCUUUGAACAGAUUUCCACCCAAGAGCAAGCAGAUGAACUGCAAAGCCUGAAGCAAGCAUGGUUGAGCCCUGGAGAUGUCUCUUGA
This is a messenger RNA of Durusdinium trenchii, 1152 nucleotides long. Lineage: Eukaryota; Dinophyceae; Suessiales; Symbiodiniaceae. The record is from the annotation of a GenBank genome assembly.